Messenger RNA from Microplitis demolitor, 713 nucleotides. RefSeq lists its product as uncharacterized. The coding region runs from base 14 to 589 and encodes 191 amino acids. NCBI's taxonomy places the organism in Eukaryota, Metazoa, Arthropoda, Insecta, Hymenoptera, Braconidae. The transcript has 2 exons. The record is from RefSeq and is a predicted model, not a curated record.
UGUUGGAACCAUAAUGGAAGGUUCGGUAUUGAGAGAGCUGUGGGGUACAGUAUAUGCAACAAACUCAAUCUAUAAAAUACUACAGUGUACAUCUUUUACAAGAGCUUUGCGAGCCCACAUCACGACAGCUUAUAUUAUUGGUGAGUUAGUAGCAAAAUUUUCUGAUUCAGUGGAAAAUAUUGAAAGCCACACAAAUAUAGAAGGUAUAAAAAAAGCUGUAAAAACUUCAAGUAUGGAAGCUCCACCAAGUACAGAUAAAAUUAUUGAAAUCAUUAAACAUAAGAAAAUUAAAAUUCAAAGAAUCUUGGAAGAUUUUUCAAAAAAUCUAUCAACCUUAUCAAAUUUAAAUGAAGAUGAAGACUUAAAUGCUAUGAAGAAUCUUCUAAGUAGCGCUAUACAAGUACUAAAACAACGAAGUCCCACUGAUGAAUUGUGGUUUCAGUAUUUCAAUUUCAUUUUACUUGCAAUACGAUACAUUGGAGCAGAAAGGUCCUUGAUUUUCAUAGCAAGUGGUCUGAAGUGGACGGAGCUUACACAAGCGAGAGUUCCCGUUUUCGGCCGUAUUAUCAACCCUCUAGAAAAAUUAUAAAUAUUAGUCCUAGAGUUCCGGAAGGUAAGACUUUUUUAACUUCCCGCUAAGAAAAUUGCAAAUUUUCAAAAAUUCGGGAAGUUAUUGGUUUCACCCCGAUUUGUGAAAAUCGAAAUUCCAACAA